Molecule: messenger RNA, 3327 nt
Organism: Cololabis saira (Pacific saury)
Lineage: Eukaryota; Metazoa; Chordata; Actinopteri; Beloniformes; Belonidae
Gene: tex10
Product: testis expressed 10
Exons: 16
Coding region: 176-3001 (941 amino acids)
Cellular component (GO): nucleus; MLL1 complex
Source: RefSeq, a predicted model, not a curated record
CUGCACAACCGAGACCAGCAUUGGAUCAUAUUUUUUUGUAUGAACUGAUAAUAGUUAUUCCGUUGAAAGUACAGAGUAGAUGUUUGAUGCAGUGUAAAUCUCUGACGGGAGAAGUCGGACCUUUGUGGUAAGUGGAUUUCACCAAUUUCCCCUGACAACAGGCAAGUCUGCAAAGAUGAAGAGCAAAAAGAAGAAGAGGCAGGAUGAUUUUCAAAAAGUCAAGCUAAAAGUUGGAAAGAAGAAACCCAAAGCUGAUAACGCCACCAACACUAACUUUCGCUCAAGAGGGAUUCAUCUGCCAGAACAAUUAAAAAAAGACUCAAGUGGCCCCACAACUCACAGACAGCUUGGUGUUAAUGAGCUGCUGUCUCAGCUACACCAUUACAACGCCAAUGUGAAACACAGUGCCUUGUUGGGUUUGAAAGAGUUGCUGACCAGUAAUCCCUCCCUGUUAGAGCAGCAUCUUUCACGCUUGGUAUCUGAAGUGGCUGCUGUUCUGACAGACAAGGAUGGAAAUGUUCGUGUUGCAGCUACACGUGCACUCAGGUUCAUUGCACAGUCCGUGCCUGCAGAACGUGUGGCUCCGUUUUUUCCUCUCCUCAGCGCUCACUUGUCUUGUGCCAUGACUCACAUCGAAGCAAGCAUCCAGGAGGAUGCAAUGAACGUCCUUGAUGUGUUCCUGGAGCACUACCCAUCUUUGCUAGCAGCACGGCCUGCAAUACUCCUCACAAACUUUUUAGAGCUGAUCUCUCACAGACAGAGUAAAACAGCAGCCAAAAAGACUCAGGAUGCCAAGGGAAGAAGCUGGACACUGUCAAUCAAUCCUGACAGGACUGUGACGAGCCAGCAGUGGCGCCUCUCUGUUCUCCUAAGGCUCGGGCGAUUUCUGCAGGCGGUAGUUGAGGAAAGGCCAGUGGGGGAAAGUGAUGUGUCUGUCCGAACUGAAGGAGUAUUUGUUUCAAGUGGAGAAGGCCGUUUUACACCUCUGAGUGUCAGUUGGGAAGAGCUUGUUUCCAACAAAGUUGGGGUUAAAGUGUUUGAACACUCUGGAACCAAACCAUCACCUCACUCCACAUUUAGACUCAGACCUGAGAUGGACUCGGGGGCUAGUAUGAGUGAGGGUCUGGACUCAGCUGAGACGGUUCAGAGCUUUGCAGCUACACUUGUACCUCUCCUGCUGGAAGUGUGGGUUGAAGCCAGUGCCAAUGACUGCACGUGGAAUAGCACAGAGGGUGCUCAUCUGCUCACUCCAGAAACGAUGUCAGUAAUGUUCCAGGUUUUGUCUAUACUGCAGCUGCUCAGAAAACUGGCCCCGCAGCAGGAGAACCAGGAUGCACUGGAUGCAUGGUUCCGUAAAGAAUACCUUGGAAAUUUUAAGCAGCACUUCAUGAAAAACUUCCCCUAUGGUUCCCGGGACACCGCCAAACAUAAAAAGAAAGUUGAUCUCAAAAGGAGCAAGCAGAAUGCUGCCAUUCAAAUUCUGACUGUCGAGCCUCUGGCCUUAAAUAUCACGCUUUGCCAGGUUAUGGUGUCCCUGAGCGAGAAGCAGGGUCUCGGUCGAGAGGUGGAUGGGGACUGGCUGACGCCACUGAGGACUUUUGUCCGUGACACCUUGAGCAGCGGGGUGAAGCUGAGCUAUAGGCAGCUGCACAUGCUGCUGGGUACGGUGUGGAAGAUGGUGCUCACGCAGAGAAGCAAAGCAGUGACAGAAGAACUUUUGGCAGCGGUGUAUAUCUACUAUAAGCAAAGGAACCUCCCUCUACAGACAAGAUCUAUGCUGCUUUCUUUCUACAGCAAACUCUACCUGCAGGAGCAAGGUCAUGCACACAUUGCCAGGAGCAAGGUGCUGUGUCGCUGGCUGGCAUCUCUUCCUGUACAGUUGUCCCAGCUGGGCCACCGAAACCCCACGCUUUCUGCACAGCUUAUCAUUUCCAUCCAGGCUGCAGCUUCUCGAGGAAACAAAGACCUUCUCAACAGUCUGGAGACACAUGCCUGCAGGCUCUAUGAUCCACAGGAAGGAGUUGUGGUGCUCUUACCAGCGGAGUCCCAGCAGCGAAUGGUGCAGCUACUCUACUUCCUCCCUCAGAUAUCCCAGUCUCUUCUCUCUAAUCUGAGCAGUUGCUGCACGGCUGGACGGAUCUCUGCCAGCCUUGCUACCUCUCUGAUCCGUAUCAUACGUUUUAGGUCUUCUCUGAGUGGCUGGUCGGGUGGGAGCCAGGAAGCAGCUCUGCAGGACGUGGACUACAUCAGCUUCCUUUUCUCCACUCUCACAGGCUUCUCGUCUGAAAAUCUGUCCAUCCUGCAGGAGGACGAGAGUGUCCUUCCUCCCACUUCACUUUCACCCCUUUGCCUCUACCCCACCCUGCUGGACCAGUUCACUCACCACUGGGAUGUUGUUGAGGAGGUUUGCCACUGUCUGGAAACGGUGGGAUCAAAGUCUCAGUGCUUUGAUAUCUUGCAAAAUGGCAUUUUCAAAUACUUGAUCAAGUUGGAGGUGAUUCCUGACAGCUUGGCAGCCGGCUUGCUGAGAGCGGUGUCCAGAUUACUGGAUCUGUCCGUCCUGCCCAUUGAGCCUGUGCUGCGCUUCUUGUCUCAGUGCUGCCUCAGCCUGCUGGCGUUGUUCGUCACUCUGCAACAGGAGGCACCUGCUGAAACCAACCACAAAAGGGAGGCCAUUUGGGGGGCUUGUGUCACAGCGCUGAGCAGCGUUCCUCGCCUGCUACGGAUUGUUCUGCAGUCGAUGCGUGUCGGAGAUCUGAACGAGGAAGAGCUGCCGCAGCUUGGGCAGAUCCUAUCGAUGCUCUUGCAACACACACCUAUCCAUAACCAGCUGGUGGCCAAUGCUCCUCUGCUGCAGGAGAUCAUACAGUACCUCACGCGGUACCCCCGGGGUGCAGCCAGGGAGCAGUGGCUGACAGACUUGCUUUACUGUUACAGCGUCACCAUGGCUCACAGCUCCUCUGCACAUCGAGGAAGUAUGGGCCUUCGAGACAUGUACUAACAGACGCAACCAAUAGACGAGUACAGGGUGUGUUGCUCAGUUCAUCUUUCAGACAUUUAGAAUAACAAAAACACAAAAGGUCAGUAGGAACAAGUACAUGCAGCAAAACUUUUAUCAUUAUUAUAAGUAACCACGAAUACUCCUUGUUUAUUUUUUUUCUGUCUCAAACUGCCUCUUUUUGGCAAUUCUUCUUAGUCUAUUUGUUCCGUCUUUGCCUUUUAUUUGUGAAUUGUUUUUGCUGAAAGUUGGCUCAGAGUUUACAGCGAUAUGAGUUAACUUUGGAUCAAAGAAAAAAAAAAACGGAAUAAAGACAAAAUAAAGUAAAA